This is a messenger RNA of Lingula anatina, 961 nucleotides long. Its product is annotated as IQ motif and ankyrin repeat domain-containing protein 1-like. NCBI's taxonomy places the organism in Eukaryota, Metazoa, Brachiopoda, Lingulata, Lingulida, Lingulidae. The record is from RefSeq and is a predicted model, not a curated record.
GCAAAACGAUAUUGAGCAAUCUGGACACCCAAUACCCCCUGGUAGGUGACCUAGUUUUAAAACCGAUCCAGUAAAUGACCCAGUUCUGCACCGUUGCUACAACAACCGAUUACAGCGCAUUCAGCGGCUCGAGCUGUCGUCCUGAUUUUAACCGUUUUAUUUUGCACACAGACCCAAGGAUGCCCCCAAAACCGGUAGCUAAGAAGCCAGCGGCAAAGCCAGCUGCUAAAACUGCAGUAUCAGGUGCUAAACCUGGUGCUAAACCAGCAGGGGCAAAAACGACAACAAAACCCACUGCUAAACCAGCUCCAAAAGCUACUGAAACAAAACCUGAAGCUAAGAAAGAACCAGAAAAAGUGGCAGAAGCCCCGCCAGCAGGUAUAAACAUAAACAUAAAAGAAUUGGCUGGAGUUCUAUUUGCAGAGGAAAAUAAUAAAGUCCGAGCAUCUGGAAAAUGGCCUCUUCUAGUUGAUCCAUCAGGAAUCUCAGGGACCUUUCUCAAGUACCGGCAUGUCAACUACAUUGAUGCCUUUAACCCCAGUGAAAUGGAACCAGACAGAAUCAGAAUGGCCCUGCUAGGAGCACUGAAGUUUGCCAAAGCCUUAGUUGUGGAUAUGAAUGAAGUGGACAUGUUUGAUACUGUGGUUACAAGAUUUGAAGAAAUACAAAAGGGACUUAUGGAUAAGAUUAUGGACCAAAGCAUCUUAACCAUUGACACUUACAAGAGCCUCAUGAAGGAUGGUGAUCCACCAGAAUUUGAAGUCGACCCACAUAAGACCUACCUGAUGGAGGAAACCAUGAAGCAGUUCAUGUUCAUCCUCAUUACCAAGAGUCCAGAACCAUCUCUGGAACUAAAGAAGAAAAUGUUUGUGGUAACAAUAGGAUAGAGAGAUCAGACUGGUGCAUUGUGUUUUGCAAAGUCUUCUGAGUGGUGAAAACAGUAUUAUAUUCUAGUUUCUCU